This is a messenger RNA of Monomorium pharaonis (pharaoh ant), 2643 nucleotides long. RefSeq names its product fructose-bisphosphate aldolase-like (gene Ald1). Gene Ontology annotation, cellular component: cytosol. Bases 432 to 1532 code for a protein of 366 amino acids. The record is from RefSeq and is a predicted model, not a curated record. Gene Ontology annotation, molecular function: fructose-bisphosphate aldolase activity. Gene Ontology annotation, biological process: glycolytic process; fructose 1,6-bisphosphate metabolic process. NCBI's taxonomy places the organism in Eukaryota, Metazoa, Arthropoda, Insecta, Hymenoptera, Formicidae. The transcript is spliced from 7 exons.
ACCACGUGAUAUUGUGCUAGUAAGGCCAGUAACGUAACAGGCAGUAACAGCCGCUUGCUGCGAAAUUAUAACAGUUUCACAGUUGAAGAAAAUUGCUCAAACGAUAAACUCUUCUUUCUACGACGAUAUUUUUAAUCAAAGAUGUUUAUUACAACCCUAGAUUAAAGUGUCAUAUGACGACAACCUAGAGUUUGAACUCUACGACAACCGACUGGCUGAUCUCCGGUCUAUCCUAUCUUUGACGAUGUCGUAAAGUUGAGUAUCCCCCGUGUGCAGGACCUAAAGCGCACGCGCACGAUAAACAUACGAUCAAAUCAGACUUGAAACCGACGACGGCUGGUAAUCUUUCUCAGUCGCACUCCAACCAUUGAGUAGAUUGUAACAGGCGUUCGCACAGUUCCUACGAAUAAAUCCUCAUUUAAGAUUAGAAGAUGGUCGCGGAAAAAUACAACAAGCUCGAACCUGAGCUGAAAGAGGAAUUACGCACGAUUGCUCAACAAAUUGUAGCACCCGGUAGAGGUAUUCUGGCCGCUGAUGAGUCAACUACAACGAUCGGUAAACGGUUUCAAGAUAUCAAUGUCGAAAAUACUGAGGAAAACCGUAGAGCUUACAGGCAACUACUCUUUACUACUGCGAAAGAUGUCAUUGGACAGCACAUUUCUGGAGUGAUCCUCUUCCAUGAGACUCUUUAUCAAAAGGGCGAUGACGGUACGCCUUUCGUCGAGCUGCUGAAGCAACGCAACAUCAUCCCUGGUAUUAAAGUUGACAAGGGCGUUGUUCCGCUCUUCGGCACAAAUGACGAAUGCACGACCCAGGGUCUCGACGAUCUUCAAGCGCGUUGUGUCCAGUAUAAAAAAGAUGGAUGCCAUUUUGCCAAGUGGCGAUGCGUGUUGAAAAUUACGAAAGACACCCCGAGCAAACUCGCCAUCAUGGAGAACGCCAAUGUGCUAGCUCGUUACGCUUCCAUCUGUCAGAGUGCUAGAAUUGUGCCGAUCGUAGAGCCAGAGAUCCUUCCCGACGGUGAUCACGACCUCGCCCGUUGUCAACAGGUCACGGAAGAGGUUCUUGCAGCCGUUUACAAGGCACUUUCAGAUCAUCAUGUAUAUCUCGAAGGAACGCUGUUAAAGCCUAACAUGGUAACGCCAGGCCAGAGCUGUUCGAUAAGAGCGACUCCCCAGGAAAUCGCUGCUGCUACAGUGACAGCUUUGUUACGUACCGUGCCACCAGCAGUACCUGGCAUCACUUUUCUCAGCGGUGGUCAAUCCGAGGAAGAGGCGUCAGUCAACCUGGAUGCGAUUAACAAGUACCCAGCGAAAAAACCUUGGGCAUUAACUUUCAGUUAUGGACGUGCUCUUCAGGCUUCCGUACUUCGUGCUUGGCAAGGCAAGGCCGACAAGAUCGCUGCUGGUCAAGAAGAGUUGCUUAAGAGAGCCAAGGCAAACACCGCAGCCUGCCAAGGUAAAUACGUCGCUGGCAGCAUUUCUAGCAAAGCCGCUGACACUUCUCUCUACGUCAAAUCUCACGCCUACUAAAAAUAUUUUACAUUUUCCGCACAAUCCGUUUCUUGUGGCAGCUAACAGCGAGUCGGCACUUGGCAAAUAUGGAGGUGGCGUGACUGGUGCUGCGGGAGACGCGGCUCUUUUCAUCGCUAAUCACGCGUAUUAGAUUGACCGAUAAAGAUAUACUAUUAGAAACAUAAAAUGAAACAGCUAUUGGAAACAUCUCGCAAGAUUGUCAUCAUCGUCUUUUCCGUUGAAAUCAUGAGAAGAAAAAAGAUUUCUCUGGAGAUGUUCAAGACGCACACGAAACAUCCCAAGUUCCAAAAAAAUUUAUCGUUCUUAUUUUGUUUAAUAUAUGUGUAUAUGUAUAUAUAUUUUUAAGUAAUUAUUAUUUUUUACAGAUCUAAUUGCAUGAUUUUAAAUUGAAUUUUAAUUGAUCAAAUCUUUUACGUAAAUUUCUGUCAAUCAAAUAUAAUUUUAAAUAAUUCCACAUUACAUGUAAUUCGAUUCGCAACUCAAGUCGACAGUUUAUAAAUUGCACGUCAAAUAUGUUGAUUAAAAUUUUAUCAAAACAUCUCAUAAAUUUUCCUAUUGAGCAGUCAAUUUAAUGGAUGAUUUCGUAACAAAUGUACAAAAAAUAUCGAAUUUAGAAUUUUUUAGCCUGAUCUAUUCGUUUUCAAUUUUUCGAUACUCUCGUCGCUGUUCCAAUUUAUUCAGCGACUAACUUGACGAGAUUCAAUUCUAUUGAUAUUAAAUAAUGAAGAAUGAAGACCAAAGCGUCGAGAGAACACGAAUAGAUUUUGUGAAAUUCGAUAUUAUUAUACGCAUUAUUACUAUCUGUAACAGUAUGAAACAAAAACAGCAGAUGUAUUAUAUUUGCUCUCAUGAUUAAUGUCUCGUUAUAACUUUGCGUAUAAAAUGAACGCGCAAAAAAUAUAUAUGCAAAAUAAAACAGUUAUUAAAUGUUUGUUAGUGAUUGUAUCAAGUAUUACAAAAUCAUGCUAUUCGGUGUGUCAUCUAUACUUAUUAUAUAUAUCAUUGCAUAGAAACCUAAUCUAUUGAGAAUUAUCUCGUAUGUCGAUAUUAUAUUUAAAAAUAGUUUUGUUGUAAUCAAAGUUACCAAAUACAACUGUGAAGGAUAAAA